AUGAGUGCCACGGAAGCGAAACGUGGUUACUGCUUCCUGGCGGACGAGUUCGUACCCAACUGGAGAAUGCAAUCUGCAACCGUGCCAGGCCCUGCUUCAGCUGUGGAUGCUAUGUCUGCUGUUGCGACGGAGCCGUUGCUCCAAGCUUCUGACGACAGGCCUUGGCUGGCAGCGCUCCAAGACAGGCUGCUGGACCUGCCGGAAUUCAAAACACAACCGGGCAGGAUGUGGACUGCAACAGAAAUUUGGUCCCUUAUCACAGCCAGCGGGGAUGCCUUUGAUAUCGUUUCUCCGGCGGCUUCAGGCCCGGCACGGCACACAGAGGUCCGUCCGCUGUGGCCUGAUGACGCGAGCGCCAAACAGCCGGACAAUUGGAGCUUCGUGGAAACAAGGUGCUUCGAAGGUCCUUCUGGGCACCGGAAGCUCUGGUCAUUUCUGGAACGUGAGCUCCGUGUCGCUCUGGCCCAGCGUACAGAGAUGGAUACCAAGGAUGCUCUCGACCUUCCCCCGCCUCCUCCCAGAUUGCUGGAUUCGCUGAGAACCGCUGUCGACGCCGAGAUGGUCUCCCUGUCAAGUCAAGCACGUAUUCGGGCUGGAACUGGUCAGAGCCUUGCAGACAUGUGGAGCCUGCAUACUGGCACUGGACUGCCACGGAUGCCAGAUGCCGUCGUCCAUCCUCGCAGUGAGGACGACGUAUGCGCUUUGCUGAAGGCUGCUCAUGGUGACAAUGGCUUCUUGGUCAUACCUGUGGCCGGGGGUACGAAUGUAACAUCGUCGACAUCCUGCCCUUCUAGGGAGGAGGAGUCUCGACCGGUGGUGGCGGUGGAUAUGCUUGAAAUGAAGCGCAUGGUGUGGGUGAAGCCGGAGGAUGGACUGGCAUGCUUCGAGGCCGGCAUUACCGGCCAAGCUUUGAAAGAUGAAUUGUUGCGAGAAGGCCUGACCAUGGGCCUGGAACCUGAGUGCUGGGAGCGCUCAACACUGGGUGGCUGGGUGGCGAGUCGCGCCACGGGUCUCAAACAGGCCCGGUACGGUGACAUCGAGGAGGUGCUGGUAGAGAUUCGCGUCGCAACAUCAUCUGGGUUGCUUUGGCAGCAUGGUGGCCACUUGAAGUACCAGCAGUCCGAUCCCGCAUGCCCGGCAAAAGGAGGACCUAUCUCCAGCUGCGGUCGGAAAUCCACCGGUGUGGAACUCCCAGGGCUGCUGCUGGGAAGUCAAGGAUGUCUUGGAGUGAUCACCGCUGCUGUCAUUCGGGUGCAUGCUGUGCCAGAGCUGACACAGGGCGGAAGCCUUGCUUUCCCGAGCUGGGAGCAGGGAGCACGUUUUGCUCGAGAUGUUGCUCGCCUGCCCAAGGCCCUUAGGCCUGCAUCGUGCUGGCUCGUCGAUGCCAAGCAAUUGGAAAUGGCAGAGGCGCUGCACCAUGUAGACUCCGUGGGCCGACACUCCAUGCAGCCCUUGCCGAGCCACCAGGUCGCCGCUGAGAUCCUCCUCGAAGGCUCUCGCGAAGAAGUGGAUGCUCAGAAGUGCAUGCUGCAUCAGCUUGCAGCGACCCAUGUUGGCACGUGGGGUGCCGCAGGCAAGCUCCUGCACCAGCUGUCGUUGACCCUGCCGCACGUUCGUCAACUUGGCAUUGGCUACGACGUCUUCAUGGACAGCAUUGAGAUCCUGAUUCCGUGGGCAUCCCUGGAAGCCACCAUUUCAGCUGUGUCGGAGGUUGCAAGCUCUGGGCACCGUGACCUCGAUUUUCCAGGAACUCCGUAUAUCUCUUUCGGCCUGGGGCAGCUCCUUGCCGAAAGGGCAGUCCUGACUGUUCAUCUUGCCACUUCUGUGGCAGGCCUUGACCCCAGCAGCGCUCUUCCAGCCUUCAGCCGCUGGAGACAUUCGGUGGAAGCUGCCGUUGUGUGCGAGGGCGAUGAAGUAUUUGGUCAGAGAGGCAAUCCACCAGGAGGUCUAUGUACAAAAGCUCAGGCCAUGGCAGUGGUGAGUGAGAAGGCGAACGUGGCAGAUGGAGAGGGUAGUCUUUGGACAGAGAAAAGGCCGGUCGCUUGUUGGAAGUUGGCUGUGCCAAUCCACUUCGCGAAUGUUCUGGUCACUGGCAGGUUUGUCGUCAUUGCCGCCGACGGCUCCCUCCAACAUGAGAGCGGCAGUCAGCCACUUUACAGCAGCUCCGAAGGCUCGGCAAUGUCGGCGGCAAUGGUGGACGUGAAAAUCAGAACUCGAUUUUGCGGCUCGAGCACUUGCACCUCGUGCGGCAUGCUUGAGCCGGCGAGCGACGUGAAAGGUGAAGAUGACUUGACUUCGGAAGGCCAGGAGGCUUCCCUCCUGAAGAGGGUGGGCCUUUCGGUCUUGCACAGCAACACCAGCUUCUGGCAACGAAGCCGAGAGGAGGCUUCAGAAGCAGAGCAUUCUUUGGAGGCACUACGACGGGAGGCCCAACUGCGCCAGGCGCGCUGCCAAAGCCAGCUGGAGAGCUUGGCCCGUGACGCGAAGGAGGAGCAGGAGCGGCGGUUGAUCUCAGAGAAGGUCGGUCAGGAGCUCGCGGCCAUUCGUGAGGAGAUGCGCCGAAAGGAGGCCGCGGAGGAGGAGCGGCUCCGUCACUUGUACCGCGGCAUCCUCGGCCCGGCCUCGGAGUCCGGAGAAUCGAAAGCCACGGUCACCCAGCAAAAAGGCCAAUCCUCGCCGGCUUUUACACCCUUGAUAGUAUCGGAGGCCUCGCUCCUCGACUCGGAACCGACGUGGGACGUCGGAGCUGUGCCGCUGAAAGGUGAUCUGGAUCUCCUCUCCGGGAAGGACUUUUGGCCUUCCGCUCCGGUGGCUCCGGCUCCGGCAAGCACGCGCGAUCGGCACGGGGGCAAAGCCUCAGGCCGAAGUAAAGACAUGCGAGACGCAACCAAACUGCUACAAGUCAACUUGGCACGGCUGGAACGCUUGGAACGCUGUGGGGAAUUUGGUUGGAGCGAGACGCCAUCUGCAGCAUUGCGCCGCACCAGGAAAGUUUUUGUCUGCAACCACCUCUGCACGGUACUCUGGUGUGAGAACGCGGAAGCGCAGCCCCUCAGUAGCAUGGAGUUGUUUGCUUGGGCCAUUUGGCUCGGAAGCGUAGGGAAGAGUUUUGGCUGCACCUACGCCGAGGCGGAGAAGAUUGUGCUCGGCUUGCCACGAGCACGACGUGUGCAGAACCUUCAGCUGGGUGUCAGGGCAAGUUCCAUGAACAAGUACGAUGUCUUGGGCGUCGUGGGCGAAGGGGCCUACGGCGUGGUGUUGAAGUGCAAGAACAAGGACACCAACGAAGUGGUGGCCAUCAAGAAGUCUGCACCACAGUUCAAGGAAAGUGAAGAGGACGAGGUGAAGAUCCUUCGUAUAAUGCGGCACGAAAACAUUGUGCAGCUGAAGGAGGCCUUUCGACGCAGGGGGAAGCUCUACCUCGUCUUCGAAUUCGUGGAGAAAAGCAUGCUCGACAUUUUAGAGGCUAAUCCAAAUGGCGUGGACACCGAAACUGUUCGUGUCCUCACUUGUCAAUUGGCUCGUGCCAUUGAGUACUGUCAUCGGCAUGAUGUCAUUCACCGUGACAUCAAGCCAGAAAACUUGUUGAUCAACCCUGCGGAUAAUGCACUGCGGCUUUGCGAUUUCGGGUUUGCCCGGACAAUGAGCGCGGAUACUCCACUCACAGAUUACGUUGCAACUCGGUGGUACCGCGCACCAGAGCUCCUUCUAGGUUUCACACAUUAUGGAAAGGAUGUAGAUAUUUGGGCCGUUGGCUGCAUCAUGGGUGAACUCACUGAUGGCCAACCGCUUUUCGCCGGUGAGUCGGAGGCAAUUCUUGGACAGUUAGCAAGUCCACCCUGA
Symbiodinium necroappetens is the source of this 3843-nucleotide messenger RNA. The record is from the annotation of a GenBank genome assembly. Lineage: Eukaryota; Dinophyceae; Suessiales; Symbiodiniaceae.